AUGGCUGCCGCCGGAGCGGUGGCCCAGUCAACCGUUGACCUGUCCGGCCUUCCAGCAUUCUUGAAGUCGAGCUCAAGCACCAACUGGCCAACACUCCUCAACAUUGGCCAGCAGAUCUGGAAUGAUCCCGAAGUUGGCUUGGACGAGACUCACGCCCACGACCGGAUUGUCAGCUACUUCUCUUCGGUUGCCGGCUGGACUGUAGACGGAUCGGCUUAUGCCGGCCUCCCUACCGCAUUCAGGGCCGAGUUCGACAACCGACCUGCUGGCUUUGCCGGCGAUCUUCCUACCGUCGGCUUCCUGGCCGAGUACGACGCUCUGGUCGGCAUUGGCCAUGCCUGCGGCCACAACCUCAUUGCCCUUAACGGCAUCUCAGCCGCCAAGUUUGCCAGUGAGGCGCUGGCACACUUCAACAUCCCCGGCCGCAUCAUCGUCAUCGGAACCCCUGACGAGGAGAACGCCGCUGGCAAGUUCAAGCUCAACAACUUGAACGCCUUUGCCGACUCGGACGUCUGGCUGAUGGCUCACCCAACCACAACGAGCGCCAUCCAGCCCAUGAACGCCCGUCUCAACUACUUUGCUACCUUUGUCGGCAGCACGCACUCCGAGGCCGUUGCAAACGCAUACAGCGCCCUGAACAUUGUGCAAAACCUGAGUGGACUUCCCGGAACUAGUUCUAGUGCCGUUGGUAUUGAGAAUGUCGGCGUCUACGCGACCAACAUUGUCCAGACUAUCAUCAAGCUUGGUGUUGCUGGCUCGGACCUUGAUACCGUCACCAAGACUGUUUCCGGCAUCCUUGACUCAACCUAUCCCAAUGUCACCUUCUCCGCUGCCAACGAUGAUGAUGGUGUUGCCCUGACGUUUAACGGACCCGGUGGCCAUGCUUCAGAGGCAACCAAGGGACCGCUGGUGCUCUCAGUCAACACUUUCAACGCCCUCAAGAACACUGCUGGUGUCUCAUUCUACCUCCCCAGCAACACGACCGCCACCGAGCUCGACAUCACCAUUGACAUGCGCACUCGCUUCACCACUGAUAUCAACACCGUGGCCAACUUUGUCAGCGCUGCUCUCGGAACUCUUCCCAAGAGCGUCUCUCACGAUGUCAAGUACCCGGCUCUGGAGGUGACGCCCUUCCUUGGCGACCAGUUUGUCAGCAUCGUUGGAGGAGCCGACUAUGGACUGACCAACUUCCCCGUCAGCACCUUUGCUCCCGCCUCAACCGAUGCCUCGUGGGUGCAGGAUCCUGUUCUCAACGCUUCUCACAACCUGACUAGCGCGGCCAAGGCAGUCCUUCACGCCAACUAUGGUAUCUGCACAAACCUCUCGGGUGCUGGCUGCGCUUUCAACCACGAGCCCCUCUUCAAGGCCUUGGCCAACACCGACUUUGCCUACGCUCAGACGGAGAUUGUGGCCAGAGCAGAGGCUCAGCUCGCAGUGCAGCUGCUGGCUGAUCCCGAUCAGAUGGCGGAGGCAACCAAGAUUAUCUCACAGUAA
Messenger RNA from Trichoderma harzianum CBS 226.95, 1494 nucleotides. RefSeq lists its product as hypothetical. The coding region runs from base 1 to 1494 and encodes 497 amino acids. The transcript has a single exon. The record is from RefSeq and is a predicted model, not a curated record. Gene Ontology annotation, molecular function: dipeptidase activity. Lineage: Eukaryota; Fungi; Ascomycota; Sordariomycetes; Hypocreales; Hypocreaceae.